CUCCGCGCCGGUCCCCGCCCGCCCCGCGGGGCUAUGAGGCCGUAGGGCCCGCGGGCCGGAGCAGCCUUCUGCCGCCAGCAUGUUCGGCCGCUCCCGCAGCUGGGUGGGCGGCGGGCACGGGAAGGCUGCCCGCAGCAUCCACUCCUUGGACCACCUCAAGUACAUGUAUCAUAUUUUGACUAAAAAUACAACAGUAACAGAUCACAACCGCAACCUGCUGGUGGAGACCAUUCGUUCCAUAACAGAGAUCCUGAUCUGGGGGGAUCAGAAUGACAGCUCAGUGUUUGACUUUUUCUUGGAGAAGAAUAUGUUUGUGUUCUUCCUGAACAUCCUGCGUCAGAAGUCUGGUCGUUAUGUGUGUGUGCAGCUGCUGCAGACUCUGAACAUCCUUUUUGAGAACAUCAGCCAUGAAACAUCCCUGUACUACCUGCUCUCUAAUAACUAUGUGAAUUCUAUUAUUGUCCACAAAUUCGACUUUUCUGAUGAGGAGAUCAUGGCAUAUUACAUAUCAUUUUUGAAAACUCUUUCCCUGAAACUCAAUAAUCAUACUGUACAUUUCUUUUAUAAUGAGCACACUAAUGACUUUGCUUUGUACACUGAAGCUAUUAAAUUUUUUAACCACCCCGAAAGCAUGGUCAGGAUUGCUGUUAGGACUAUAACUUUAAAUGUCUACAAAGUGGACAACCAGCCUAUGCUGCAUUACAUUCGAGAUAAAACUGCAGUUCCUUAUUUCUCCAACCUUGUCUGGUUUAUUGGAAGCCACGUGAUAGAACUGGAUAACUGCGUGCAGACUGAUGAAGAGCACAGAAAUAGGGGCAAACUGAGUGACCUGGUAGCAGAACAUCUUGAUCAUUUGCAUUACCUUAAUGAUAUCCUUAUCAUUAAUUGUGAAUUUUUAAAUGAUGUGCUGACAGACCACCUACUUAAUAGGCUCUUUCUUCCCCUCUACGUGUACUCAUUAGUAAAUCAAGACAAGGGUGGAGAGCGUCCAAAAAUAAGUCUCCAGGUUUCUCUCUAUCUUCUUUCUCAAGUUUUUCUGAUUAUACAUUAUGCUCCAUUGGUGAACUCCUUGGCUGAGGUUAUUCUCAAUGGGGACCUCUCAGUGUUUUCUUCUAAGGUUGAGCAAGAUAUACAGAAAAACUCAGCAAAGUCAAGUAUCAGAUGUUUCAUAAAACCCACAGAAACACUUGAGAGGUCUCUUGAAAUUAACAAACAGAAAGGGAAGAAAAGGAUGCAGAAAAGACCCAACUAUAAAAAUGUUGGUGAAGAAGAGGAAGAGGAGAGAGGAUCUGAAGAUAACCAAGAUGACCUUGAUAAAAGUAAAAGUACAGAAGCAAGUUCAAAGGGUGUAAGAACAAGCACUGAAAAUGAAGAAAUAGAGAUGGUAAUCAUGGAGAGAUGUAAGCUGUCAGAGCUGUCUAUCUCUGCUGUGACAGAACAGAAUACAACCGAUGAAGAAAAGAGUGCAGCUGCUUCUGGAAGUGAUAUAACAAACUGGAACAGGCCUUUUCUUGAUAUGGUCUAUAAUGCACUGGACUGUCCUGAAGAUGAUUACUAUGCCCUCUUUGUGCUUUGUCUUUUAUAUGCCAUGUCACACAACAAAGGACUUGACUCAGUCAAGCUGGAGAGAAUUCAGCUUCCAGCUCAACAUGCUGAAGAGAGAAAUUCAUAUAAUCAUGUCCUUGCAGAAAGGCUCAUCAGGAUAAUGAAUUAUGCUGCACAACCAGAGGGAAAAAUUCGUUUAGCAACUUUAGAACUUGGCUGCCUGUUGCUGAAGCAGCUUGUGUUUUCUAAAAAUGGCAGGAUCAUAAAAAGUGUUCACCUUGAUUGUCUUGAGGGUGCAAGGGAGGAAAGUGUUCAUCUCCUUCGUCGUUUCUAUAAGGGAGAAGAAAUAUUUCUGGAUAUGUUUGAAGAUGAAUACCGGAGUAUGACAAUGAAACCUAUGAAUGUAGAAUACUUGAUGAUGGAUGCCUCAAUCUUGCUACCCCCAACGGGGACACCACUGACUGGGAUUGAUUUUGUGAAAAGAUUGCCUUGUGGAGAUGUGGAAAGAACACGAAGAGCAAUCAGAGUUUUCUUUAUGCUCCGUUCACUGUCACUGCACUUGAAAGGUGAGCUGGAAACACAGUUACCGCUCACCAGGGAGGGAGAUCUGAUAAAGGCAGAUGAUGUUCUGGAUUUGAAUAACAGUGAUCUGAUUGCUUGUACAGUCAUAACAAAGGAUGGGGGUCAAGUUCAAAGAUUCCUGGCUGUGGAUAUUUACCAGAUGAGUUUGGUUGAACCAGAUAUUGCCAGACUUGGAUGGGGAGUAGUUAAAUUUGCAGGCCUUCUGCAGGAUAUGCAGGUGACCGGAGUAGAGGAUGAUAGCAGAGCCCUGAACAUAAUAAUUCACAAGCCUGCCUCAAGCCCUCAUUCAAAGCCCUUCCCGAUCCUCCAGGCCACGUUUAUUUUUGCGGAUCACAUUCGCUGCAUCAUCGCCAAGCAGCGCCUGGCCAAAGGCCGGAUCCAGGCUCGGCGCACCAAAAUGCAGAGAAUAGCAGCUCUCCUGGAUCUUCCUGUUCAGCCUUCAACUGAAGUUAUGGGUUUUGGACACAGCUCUGGAGCUGCAGCCCAGCACCUUCCAUUUAGAUUCUAUGACCAGUCCCGGCGUGGGAGCAGUGACCCAACAGUGCAGCGCUCUGUCUUUGCAUCUGUUGACAAAGUCCCAGGCUUUGCUGUAGCCCAGUGCAUAAAUCAGCACAAUCCAUCCCCACUCUCGUCACCAUCCCCUUCCAGUGGCAGUGGCAGUACAGGACGCUGUGAUUCAGUGACUGCAAGCUCGACAUCCACUCCUUCUGCUGCUCAGAGCCCAGCAGAUGAUGCUUCAGCUCCAGAGCAGCCUCUGAUGGCCAGUUCCAGUCAGACAAUGUUGACUGACGAAACUCUUUCAGCUGUUUCAAAGUCCAGCAAAAACACUGUAAAAACCAGUGACAUAGAAACAGCCAACCUGUCUCCCAGCCUGAUUCCUGCACAGCAGCCCACAAUAUCCUUAAUCACAGAUGACAACACGGACACGCUGAGCGUGGAGUCGCUCACACUGGUGCCACCAGUUGAUCCACACAGCAUUCGAACAUUCAGCUGCAUCCCUCAGGCCUCUUUGCAGUCUGAAGUUGAAGCUGACAAGGUGAAAGAGGUACUUCUGGGGGUUGAGAGGCCUCAGGUCCACACGAAGGGACCAACUGGUGACCAAGAAUGUCAGCAGCUUUUAGACCCAACAUCGGAUACUCAGCAUAUCUGAACUGGAGAAGAGAGAAAAAACCCAACCUUUUGAACCUGAAGUGGUUCUUUCCUACCAGUUAAUGUCAUACAAGAACAUGAACGUAUUUCAGAGAACCUACUGUCUUUCUAAUAGGAACUAAUUAAUUGAAAGGUCUACAGUAUUAUGGCAAAGUGAAGAGAUUUUUGGAUACCCAGCUUCAUGGUACUGCAUUAUUGCAUCUCUGAAACAAGAGAUGUACCAUUGACCAGAAAAAAUUAUAUAUUGUAGGACAGAGGUAAAACUUCCAUUUGAGUCAGGGUAUGUUUUUUCAGUUUGGUGUUUGGUUUGGGGUUUUUUUUUGUGGAGGAGGGGUUUGGGGGUUUUGUUUGGGUUUUUUUGGUUGGUUUUGGUUUUUAAUCCUGAUCUUGUUCAUCUUUUGGAGGUCUGCACAAUACCAGCAGGCUUGGCCACAUUCAGUAUUGACUUGGUAGGACUCCAGACUUAAAUAUUAUGUUUUCCAUAUGAAAUAUUUAUUUCAAGGUUUGAUUCAAAGUUAAAAUACAAUGCUUGUUCAGAUUAACAUAAGGGAUUUUUUGAGACUGCUUUAGUCUUUGCUUAGUCACCUAGACAAGAAUGUAAAAUAUUUUAAAAUAUUACUAUAGCUUGUUUGUUCACUUCUGACAGUCAAAUUGCUACACAUCUGAGGAAUAGUGAUAUCCCUGCAACUGAGACAACUUCAAGAAGCAGACAGAAGCAGUUUUACUCUAAAGAGGUUUUUCAGAUUUUUCAUAUUCAUGUAGGAAGAAGGUCACCAUAUCCAACUGCUAAUUCCUUUGCAAGUCUGAUCUCGAAAGGUAUUACAUAAUUUUUUCUCCCUUUCAGGGAUAGUAUUCCAGUUAAAUGGCAUUGCUGCAUAAAAGUUCUGAGUUAACAUUACUUCCUAGAUACUGACACCAAAUUGACAGAAAAGGAAAAGAUGUUGAUUAAAGUUUGGAAUGUUCUCUGCUGAUUUGAUACAUAAUUAACAUGAAAGGAAUUUAAGAUUUUUCAUCAAUUUCCAAGUAAGUUAAUUUAAAUGAAUAGCAGAAUGAGUAGAUUGUUGUUGCUGGUCUGUUCAUAACACUGUUGACAAUUCCUCAAAGGAGGACUGCUGUUUACUUGGAAUUGAUUUCAGUCACCACUGCAAUCUAUUUCCUUAUUCAGUCUCUACUGGCAUUGAGUUCUUACCAAAUAGUUGAAUUUGCAAAGUUUUUACCCACUUCCCAGCUGUUUAUUGUACCUCUUCCUGGCUGUCAUAGGGAAUACUUGAAGUGAUUUUUCAGUGUUUUAUAUUUUAUAUAUAUAUAUAUAUAUAUAUAUAUAUAUAUAUAUAUAUGAAAUUGACUAAUUCACAGGUACCACUUUUCUCACUUUUUGUCUUCUUCACAUAAUAAUUGGAUCUUUUCCAACUGGGUAUAUGGGAUGUCUGCUACUGAACGCCAGUAAUUUUUUUCCCCCUUAUUAACUUUCAUGCAGCUUUGAUUUCUAAUUUUCUGUGACUUUUACUUUCUCUCAAAUUGAAUUAACUGAUACUCUGACCAUUCCAGACUGGCACAAAUUCUAAAUGAACUCCAAGUUAGGUGUCCUCAGCACUGCAGUAGAUUUUGUGUGAAAAUCUGGUAUUACUGAAAUAAAAGCCUAUUUUUUUGGUCUUUUUCUCUCAUGCUUAAGAUGGAUUUGCACUGAUGCAGUCACUGUUGCAGCUGAUGUGCAUGUACCUGAACAAGCCUAGAUAUCAGUAGCAAUCUGGGCACAAAGACCACAUGAUUUUUUAUUAGCUGAACUGAUUGCAGUCUAGACUUUCUCUAAAAUUUUGCAGCAUUAUACUGUAGUUUCAGUAAUAUUCUGAAGACCAUUAUAAAAAAUACCUCACUUAAUUUGAAAGCAUUUUAUGUUAGUUACUAACCUUAAAUUCUUGACCUAGAUGACACAAAAUACCACUGUGCAGGCUGAGUUCCCUUAAAUAAAACCCAUUGUAGACUGGAAAACCUUGAUCUUUAUUUAUCUCAUUUCAAAUUCAGUUCUAGCAAGAUUAGACCCAUGCACAAGGAGUCUCUUCAAUGCAUAUGCAUAAUCUCACCCCUGAGCUGCACUGCACAAGAAAUGGGGCAAAGGGAAAGAAGGGUGGCUUUGUGCUUUUCAUUACUUUUGAGUGGCUUUUAAAUUUCAUGAUCACUUGUCUGGUGAGUGCUUCACAGGAAAUGACUGAGAUAGGUACUGUUAGGGAAAUAAAAGAAUAGGUCUGCUGUUCAUUUGCCUGAGCCUCCUCUGGGGGAAAAACCUCUUUCUGAGAUCCAGUCUAAACCUGCCCUGACUCAGCUCCAGCCUUUUCCUAAUUAAGCAGUAAGAUGUGAGUGACUGUAAUUUCCACACUUACUGCAAGUGUCUUGGGGUGAUUGCUUCAAGCAGUCCAGAAAUUCAGAAAUUGCCCUGGAAUUGUGUCAUUUCACGUCAGCAGUAAAAUAAACUUUAUGCUUGAAGACCUAGGUGAGCUAUCACACAAACAGGUCAAACUGUGUAAGGAUGAAGCCACUUCCUAAGAGUAAACACUUCACUCACGUGGUGCUGUCACUCUGGUGUAAUCUGUCCCUUCACUGCAGGAGACAGGGAGCUCCAGAAUAGCCUCAGGACCAGUGACACAGACCACCAGGGAGCAGUAGUCAGAAACGCCCCCCCAAGCUAAACAUUCUCUUCUUGUCUCCACUUACCACCUAAAGUUAAACUUACUUUUAAAAGAGCAUUGCCCAGGCAAGCAGUUGCUGUCUGGGAGAAUAAAUGGUUUUAGUCCUGUAGUUGAAUCAGACGUCUGCAGAGACAUUAGCUGGGGGCAGAGAGAUCAAGGCCUUUUGCCUCCAAGGUAGUUAGUCUCCUUCUUUCUGACAGCCUAAUGUAGCCAUCUAAAUACAUGUUGAAAAUUUUCUUCUGAACGGCUACUGUCCUUCUUGAAAGAGUUUCUUGGUGUGUUCCUGCUUCACCACCACUGCCCCUACCCUAGGAUGUCACUCACCUGGGCACUGUUCUUCUAUUAUCUCAGAAUCUUCGGAGAAAUUCUCCUGUGCUUGCCUACUGUAUUUCUCUUGACCUUUCCCAACAUUUGCAGCAUGAAUUAGAAAAAUAGAGUAACUCUUCCCAUCUCCUAUUGGAUUCUGAAAAGCAGAGGGUGAUCCAAGCAGGGCUUGCUAGGGUGGGAUGUUUUUAGGGGUUGGGAGGGGAGUAGUGUUCGGGGGUUUUUCUGCUGCUCAGGACUUGAGCAGCAACAAAGACAUAGGAGAUGCAGUUCUUGACUGAGUCUCAAAAGAGGGUUCUUUCAUAUGGAAACAUAUUUUUAUAUUACAUUUGUACAGAAUUUUCCCUAUUUUGAUCUCCCAACAUUUCUAGAUUUGCACGUUGCUCAGAUUUUAUUUCUUUUGCAAGGUGUUAAAAAUAUAUAUUUUGUGUUUGUUAAUGUAUUAUAAAUGUAAAGCUAAAUUUUGGUUGUCUAAUAAAUGUACACUAUGGUGGUAGCUGGUUGUUUUGCUAACUUGAAUUCAUUGGUUUUUAAUAUGAAAAGGAAAAACUUGUCAUUGUUGGGACUGUCUUGUUAGCAUAAAUAAAUGUGUGGAGUGCAUUUAUUUUAAAAGUAACUAAAAAUGGCUUAAGCAGGUAAUGACUAAGAAUACUAGUAACAAAAGUUAAGGUCCAGACUAGUUCACAGGAUUCUUUCAAGAUGAUAAUCUGAAGAUUCAUGAGGUUAUUUUUUUUUAUUGUUUCCCAUUACUUUUGGUUAUGGAUAUUCAUACUAAAGUGAGUUUAAGACACAGAGAAAUGGCAAUCUGAUCACUUCAGUACAUAUGAGAAGAUCUGAGGGUUAGUGUUUGGGUGUAUUUAAGGACUAGUUGUGGCAGAAGUAUUUACAAUGUGCACGAAGAUAAUUUUUUAAGAUUGAGAAUAGAUUCAAGUGUGCAAAUUUAUAGACUAUUACAAUGUCUAGGAGCUUUGUUUUGCCAGGAACAGCACUGAAUAUACAUUGUCACAACUUCAGUAAACCCUCUGGAAGCAUUAUAAACUUUAGAAGAUAACUUUAGGCAUCUCCACUUGUGAAUAGAUGUGUUGGUAUUUUUGUUGCAGACUUUUUCCUUCAUUUUUAGCUGUUUUGUAAGUUUGAUUGUUUUCAGUGCAAAGAGGGAGAAAUGUAUUUUUCUAGAAGAAUGAAUGUACCUGGGAUUUAAGCACUACAAAAAUCAUUUAAUGAACGUGGACUGUCCUCCUAUGAAAUAUAUUUCAGUAAAGGUGUCUGAAAUGUAGUUCAUUUGAGAAAAAAAAGUCCUGAACAUGCACUUACGUUUACAUGGAAAAAAGCCCAAACACGGUGUGAAUAAAAUUCUGAAAUGUCUUUCUACAGGCAAUAAGUAUUAAUUAUUUAAUGUAAGUUAUGUUAGACAUUUGGAGUAAAUGUGAUAUCUUAUGUUAAUUUAAAGAACAAAGUAACGAAGGAUCUGAGAAGGGAGUGGAAUUAGAAAAUAUUGGUGUAUGUUUCUGAAAUCCAGGAUUUUGAGUCUGUAUUUGCUGGCAUUGAUAAUUUGUCGUGGCUAUUGAAAACCUGGACAAGAGCAAAGAAUAGACCUUUCUUUGUAAAUGGAAUUUGGCAAU
Pseudopodoces humilis (Tibetan ground-tit) is the source of this 7906-nucleotide messenger RNA. RefSeq names its product C-type lectin domain containing 16A (gene CLEC16A). The record is from RefSeq and is a predicted model, not a curated record. Gene Ontology annotation, cellular component: late endosome; Golgi apparatus. NCBI's taxonomy places the organism in Eukaryota, Metazoa, Chordata, Aves, Passeriformes, Paridae. Gene Ontology annotation, biological process: regulation of autophagosome maturation; vacuolar transport; endosomal transport.